Messenger RNA from Culicoides brevitarsis, 1018 nucleotides. It is a transcript of the gene bug, whose product is annotated as thioredoxin domain-containing protein 15. The coding region runs from base 76 to 966 and encodes 296 amino acids. Gene Ontology annotation, cellular component: cilium. The transcript is spliced from 2 exons. The record is from RefSeq and is a predicted model, not a curated record. Gene Ontology annotation, biological process: cilium assembly. Lineage: Eukaryota; Metazoa; Arthropoda; Insecta; Diptera; Ceratopogonidae.
CACAUUACCAAGAAAAAAUAUCAAAACAAACUCGAAAAUUCUUUUAAAAAAUAUUAAAAUUAAAGCCUUUGAAAAAUGCUUCUUUUCAAAAUAAUUUUUCUGACAGUCUCAGUGACUUUUGGAAUAUCCAUCGUUUCUGCACUCGAGCUAAAAGGUCUUCAAUUUCUCGUGCAGCUCAUUUCAGGAGAUUUUAUGGAUUCAAAGAAGAAAUCUCAAGCAAAAUCGCCAAAAGACAUCAAUCGAGGCUUUUGCCGAAACUCCUUCGUUGAUUACAUCUCAAAACGACAAAUUUGCUUCCCCGACGAUGACCUACUUGUGGAUCUCGAGCCAAAACUCGACAAGGGACGAAAAAGUGUCAAAUGUCUCCCCUACGAAGGCGGCAACGGAACCCUUUUGAUGCUCGAUUCCAUCAAAGAUCUCGCUUUGAUGCUGCAACCAAAUGGCAAUUCCACAAAACGCACGGAAGCUGGAAACUGCGCCCUCGUACUUUUCUACACAAAAUCCUGUCCGGGCAGUGCAAUGGUCGCUCCGCACUUUAAUGCGCUUCCCCGCCAAUUCCCGGACUUGAAAAUCGCCACAAUUGACGCCCUUAAGCAUUACAGCUUGAACAGCGAAUUCGGAAUAAUUGGAUUGCCCACAGUCAUGAUCUUCCAUCAGGGCAGACCGCUAGUCAAAUAUAACGAAACGACGUACUCCGUGAAGAAUUUCAUCAAAUUUAUUCAUCGUUACACGAAUUUGGAGGCGAUUAAUAAUGCGGCGUACGUCACGUCAGACGACUUUAAUGGUCCUUUAAAUAUGAGUGGGACCUUCGACCAUGAACGAGACAUUUGGUUGUGGAUUUCGUGGCUUUUUAUCAUCGUUUGUGCUUGUUAUUAUUUUUCACAGUCACGAUUCUACAACCAAAUUGUCGAAAUGAUCAAGAGAACGUGGCGGGAAUCGGAAGCGCAACACGAACACCAAAAUUAGAAAAAAUUUUAAACAAAUUCUGUGAUUGAAUAAACGUUUGUUAAUAAUCUUU